AUGGCUUUUCCCCUCCCGCGGGGCAUUACGCCCCCGGAGAUAUCCUUUCUCGCUGAAAUGGAGAUGGUCACCAUCCUUCCUCGUCAACGUUUGGAGGGAUUAGAGCUUCUCGGUGGCCCCGUUGAGCCUCUCCUGCCGCCUCGACGCGCUUCUCUUCCCCUCUGGCUGGCUCUCCUUCUCAAACGCCAACGCCGCGCAAAUAUCCUUCCUCCGCCCUGGCUCCAUCCAGAAUCUCUGUCCCUCAUCCUCGAAAUUGAAACCCAACACCAUGAGUACCAGCAUGCAUUCUCCCCACCACCUCCACUCCCGGGCCAACCAAGCCUUCGGGAUCGCGGAAAACGACCCGUCGCUAUGCCUCGCUAUACCCCAGAUGGCGGACGGUACUACCCAGCACCGCCAUUCCUGCCUCAGAAUGUCGCGCAGGACCAUGUUCCAUCUGGCGAGCCUCCGUCAUUGCCAUUCCACUGGUUAGAGGUUGGAACGAUGCUUCUUGAUGCCGCCAGCGAUGAUUUGGUGGACCCGGACCAGACCCGGAGGCUCUUGAAAGAGCUGCGCGAGGUGCGAACAGCGAAGAUAAGAUCAGGCGUGGAUGUGCUAGAUGCUGCUUCCACUGGUGGGGGUGGAGUAGCCUUAACCGGUGUCGGGGCCAUGGAGGUUGGAGAGGGAAGAGGGUUCAUUGCCGGUGUUGUCGAUGGACUAAGGAAAAUUGGCGCUUCAAAAGAGCAGGCGCGGAGAGAACAGAUGGCAGAAGAUAUGGCCAAUGGUGGAUAUGACGCUACGCAAGACGACGAUGACGAUAUGGAGUUCUAA
Messenger RNA from Aspergillus oryzae RIB40, 810 nucleotides. It is a transcript of the gene psf2, whose product is annotated as DNA replication protein PSF2. Bases 1 to 810 code for a protein of 269 amino acids. Gene Ontology annotation, cellular component: GINS complex; nucleus. The record is from RefSeq and is a predicted model, not a curated record. The transcript is spliced from 3 exons. NCBI's taxonomy places the organism in Eukaryota, Fungi, Ascomycota, Eurotiomycetes, Eurotiales, Aspergillaceae. Gene Ontology annotation, biological process: double-strand break repair via break-induced replication; DNA replication.